Messenger RNA from Leucoraja erinaceus (little skate), 3052 nucleotides. Its product is annotated as kelch-like protein 13. Gene Ontology annotation, molecular function: ubiquitin-protein transferase activity; cullin family protein binding. NCBI's taxonomy places the organism in Eukaryota, Metazoa, Chordata, Chondrichthyes, Rajiformes, Rajidae. The transcript is spliced from 7 exons. The coding region runs from base 444 to 2429 and encodes 661 amino acids. The record is from RefSeq and is a predicted model, not a curated record. Gene Ontology annotation, cellular component: Cul3-RING ubiquitin ligase complex. Gene Ontology annotation, biological process: protein ubiquitination; regulation of cytokinesis.
AGCUUAGAUAUAAGCCUUCUAGUCUUUGACAUUGCCACCCUACGAAAAUGGUUUUGACUGUCUGCCCUAUUUAUGUCAAAGAUUCCUGAAGCAUAAUUUGACAGUGAUAUUGUUGAAGCUGUAUCAAAUAUUCUCUUUAAUUUAUAUUACUAACAUCAUUCUUGAGGAAACUACAAUCAGUUGGCUACUUACAUAGAAUCUAAACUGCCAAUACCCAGACAGGGAAUGAAAGAGAGAGGGAGCCAGUGAGAAGCUUCUGUCUAAAGCAGGCUUUAUGCUCCUCAAUCUGCCAGGUUUAGAAGCUGACGACAUUAACUGGAUCACGUCCUGCUAUUUUAGGAGCAUGUCUCCCAAAUUAAGUUACCUACGGUGUGAGAUGCGGUAAUCUGAAUGAGGGAACAGAUUCUGUAAAUGCAUGACAGUAUUGUUUGAUCUAAACAACCAUGCCGUUGAAAUGGAAAGUCUGCAAUAGCCCCGUUGAAAGAAGAUUUAUGGUUUCUGUUCUCAAGGCUUCCAGGGCAGCGAGUGUCUCUCCAACAUACAUCUCACUGGCAGAAGAGGGCACCUUCCCUCUGAAAGUGCCACUAUCUUGCAGCAGGAUGGAAGACUCGAAAACUUCUCCAUCCUCGAUUUCUCUUGGAGGCCCUCAAACCUUCAACAGUGAGACACACUGCUCAGCUGUGUUACAGGGAUUUAACAGCCUGAGGAACUGCGGUCUACUCUGUGAUGUUACUUUAAUGCCAGGAGACAGUGAUGAAAGGUUCCUUGUGCACAGAGCCAUGAUGGCGUCAGCGAGCGACUACUUUAAGGCAAUGUUCACAGGUGGCAUGAAGGAACAAGAGUUGACUUCUAUCAAACUGCAUGGAGUAAGCAAAAUAGGACUGAAAAAUAUCAUUGAGUUCAUCUACACGUCAAAGCUGGCGCUCAGUGUGGACAACCUCCAGGACAUACUAGAAGCUGCGAGCUUCCUGCAGAUUAUGCCAAUACUGGACUUCUGUAAAGAGCUUCUAAUUUCUCAGGUGUCGGUGGAGAACUGUGUGGAGUUUGGCCGCCUCGCCAACGUCUUCCACCUGACCGACCUGCACGACGACAUCCAGGAGUUCAUCGUGAGCAACUUCUCGGCGCUGAUGGCGAGCGGCGAGUACGUGAAGUUGAGCUACGAGCAGCUCGCCUUCGUGCUGGGCAGCGACAGCGUGCGGGGCUGCUCGGAGCUGGAGUUGUUCGAGGCGACGCGGCGCUGGCUGGAGCGGGAGGAAGGCCGCAUGAGGCGGGCGGCGGAGCUGAUGGCGCGGGUUCGCUUCCCGCUGAUGGCGCCGCGGGAACUGCUGGAGCGCGUGCAGACGGUGGGCUUCAUGCGGACGGACACGGCCUGCGUCAACCUGCUGCUGGAGGCCAGCAACUACCAGAUGUUGCCUCACAUGCAGCCCGUCCUGCAGACGGAGAGGACGAGGAUCCGCUCAGACACCAGCCGCCUGGUAACUCUGGGCGGCGUCCUCCGCCAGCAGCUCCUGGUCAGCAAGGAGCUGCGCCUCUUCGACGAAGCUACGCAAAGAUGGCGCCGCCUGGCCUCCAUGGACUCCCCGCGCUACCAGCACGGCGUGGCCGUCAUCGGAAACUUCCUCUUCGUCGUCGGCGGGCAGAGCAACUAUGACACCAAAGGCAAGACGGCCGUGGACACCACCUACAGAUACGACCCGCGUUACAACAAGUGGGGGCAGAUGGCGACCCUCAACGAGAAGAGGACCUUCUUCCACCUCAGCGCCCUCGAAGGCAAGCUGUAUGCGGUGGGAGGCCGCAAUGCAGCUGGAGAAUUAGCCACAGUUGAAUGCUACAACACAGCUGUGAAUGAAUGGACGUACGUCACAAAGUUAACUGAGCCACAUUAUGGACAUGCUGGAACAGUUCACGGGGGAUACAUGUACAUAUCAGGCGGAAUUACGCACGACACAUUUCAGAGAGAGCUACAGCGCUACAACCCAGAUAGUAACAGCUGGUCACGGCGAUGUGACAUGUCCACCGUGCGCGGCCUCCAUUGUAUGUGCACGAUCGAAGAUCGCCUUUACGUUAUCGGAGGGAACCACUUCCGUGGGACCAGUGACUACGAUGACGUGCUGGCUUGCGAGUACUACUGCCCUGUUGCAGAUCAGUGGACGGAGAUCGCCCCUAUGCUUCGCGGACAGAGUGACGUUGGCGUGGCCGUCUUCAACAAGAACAUAUACGUUAUUGGCGGCUACUCAUGGAACAAUCGCUGCAUGGUAGAAAUUGUCCAGAAAUACAACCCGGAGAAAAACGAUUGGCAGAAAGUCUUUGACGUCCCAGAAUCACUUGGUGGAAUACGGGCAUGCACCUUGACUGUUCACAUGCCAGAGGAUGAGGCCGAAAGUCCAUCUCUGGAAUCUUCGUUUCUUGCAGUAAGUUCAAUUAGUUGAGUGACUAGCUUUAAUAUUAAAUGCUGACUGCGAGGGAUUUUUCCUUAUAAUGCUAACUGUUUAUGGUUUGUAAGAAGGUAAUUGUUGUUCACAAGAUGUGUAGGGAAAGUUUCUUCAUACAGGCGGUAGGUGCCUGCAACGUGCCAUCAGGGGUGGUGAUGGAAGCAGGUACCAUAGUGGUUUUUAAGAGGCUUUUAGAUAGGCAAGGAAUAGUUCAGAGAUCUGCACCCUUUUAGUUCAGAGAUACAGUAUUUGAACAGGCCCUUCGGCCCACCGAGUCUGCUCCGACCAGAACUGUUCACACUAGUUGUAUGUUAUCCCCACUUUUACAUCCACUUCCUAUGCACAAGGGGUCAUUUACAGAGGUCAAUUAGCCUACAAACCCACAUAUCUUCGGGAUGUGGGAGGAAACCGGAGCACCCGGAGGAAACACAUGCAGUCACAGGGAGAAUGUGCAAUCUCCACCGAACUGCAGCUAAGUUCAGGAUUGAACCCUGGUCUCUGGCGCUGUGAAGCAACAGCUUUACCAGCUGCGCCACUGUGCUGCCCUGAUGGUAGGGUAGAAGCAGAUAUGACAGUGGCGUUUAAGAGGCUUUCGGAUAGGAACAUGGAAAUGCAGGGUA